GGGGCGCGCGAGGCCAGGGGAGCUGGCAGCACCAUGGCGGUCGUCUUCCUCCUCCUCCUCGUCGUCGGUGUUGAGGCGCCAUUAAUGGCGGCGGGCGGAGGGUGGGGGAGCGAAGACAGGUUCAAACUGCACUGUCCUCAGGCUUCCUGCUGGCAUUACUGGAAUGGAAACUGUUAUUGCAUUGAAGCAAAUCAAAAGGGAACUUGGACGGAAGCAUUAAGGUUUUGUAAAAAAUAUAGAUAUACAGAAUUAGUAACAUUCACUAGUUCUGAGGAAAAAGACUGGAUUUUAGACUUACCUUUGGAUGAUUUUUGGAUUGGAUUGAAUAAUUUGGAAGCAACAGACCACUUUUCAUGGUCUGAAGGAACCCAAGCAAAUAUGAGCCUCCCUUGGCUUCAGCUAUCUCACCCAAUCCAGGAAAAUACUGUGUAUUGUGUGAAAAUUUCCAAACGCAGCUUGGUUGGUUUGCACUGUAAUAAAAAAGCCCACUGGAUCUGCAAACGAAAUACUGAUGUCGAUCGGUAUCAAGAGCAUGUAGGAAAAGUGCUUCUGUCACCACCAGGCUCUCCAUCUCAAGUACAUGCAGAUUUAAUUUCUGCGAAGGUAGCAUGUUUGGAGCUUAGGGAACAGUGUACAGGAAUCAGUGUCUGGAAUAAAGCCUAUGCACUUGCCAGAGGAACUGUCUUGAUAAAAAGUGAGGAGCGCCAGUCUGCAGCAUAUGUCAAAUCAGAUUGCUCCUUUGGCUACUUUGGAGUAAAUUGUUCCUCUGUUUGCAAUAGAUGCUAUGGUGAUGAACUGUGCAAUCCUUACACAGGAACUUGUGAAAACUUUCAUUCAUGCAGAGCUCAGGACUCACCUGCUGUUUGUGAGCAAGCUUUGCACAGUGAAUGGUGUCCACAUUUUCCUGGCUGGAAAUACUGGAGAGGCAACUGUUAUUACUUCAGUACUGAGCCUAAAGCCAGCUGGAUAGAUGCUCGGAAACAGUGUAGAAGAUUCAGAAGUACAGACCUCUUAUGGAUUGAGAGCCAAAGUGAAAUGGACUGGAUAUUCUCUUCCAAUUCAUCUGAUAUUUUGUGGACUGGAUUGAACAGCAGGAAACAAAACUCUAUAUGGGUUUGGUCAAAUAUAAAAUCUGCAGCUAAAGAAUUAAACUGGCUAAGACUUAGUGGAAGCCAGUUUGGAAGAUGUGUAAGCCUUGAUUCAGCUAACCAUACUGCUCUGAGGCUUGAAUGCGAUAAAAAACACAAAUGGAUUUGUAAGAGGCAAGAGUUGGAAGACCUUUUUGAUGUCUAUACUGAUCAAUUUUUGUCAGGACCUCUAGACCCAAUGUUUUAUACAUCUCUUUCUAAUGCUGUAAUGGACUGCUUAAGUAAUUCAAACUGCACUGGGAUAGUGCAGGAUUACCAGUACUUCAGAAGAACAACAGGCAUUAAUACAAUUAUUACUUAUGAUGAAACUGCAACUUCAUAUGUAAGACGAGAAUGCUCUUUUGGUUACUAUGGUUAUAACUGUGCCUCGUAUUGUAAGAAAUGUUAUGGAGGAUUCAGAUGUAGUUCAGUCACUGGCCAGUGCCCUGAAAGGAUGUACUGUAUUGGUCGAUUCAAAGGUGAAAUGUGUGAAUUAGGCAUCAGGCAUCCAAAAUGUCCUCACAAUGCCCCAUGGUGGUAUUAUGAUGGACAUUGUUACUAUUUUGAAAAGGAAAUGAAGGGGCCACAUGCAUGGGCAAAUCUACAGUGUUCCUAUUAUAAAGAUGGUAAACUUGCUAGGAUUGACGGUGCAAAAGAGAAGGACUGGCUUGGUGAUAUGUUGGAAACUGAGAGCUGGAUUGGUUUGCUGAAAGGAGGAAGUGCAUGGAAAUGGAGUGGUGACAGUAAUGAUAUUGACCCCACAAAAUACACUUGGCUAUGGGAUUUUCCUUUGACAGCAAAUGGAUGUGCUCUGAUGGUGGGAAAAGGAAGACUUCAAGCAUUGCCUUGCAGGGAACAUUAUUCCUAUAUUUGUGAGAAAGAAAUAGCUGGUCUUGACCUUUUCAUUGAUUAUCCUGGGAAGAUAUUGCUUGCUGUUUAUCCACUGGCUAUGUAUAAAAAUCUUGAUGAAGCAAGAUUCAAUUGUUUAUUAAGAGAGAACUGUACUGGAAUAAGUAGUUGGCCAAAUGCACAUUUUCUUGUCAGAGGAAUGGAAAUGGUGUCAGGUGCAGCUCAUCACAUUUUUCGCCUAAAAACAAGUUGUUCACCAGGACGUCAUGGACAUCUGUGUAGUGAACAAUGCCCAAUGUGCAGAGAUAAUCUACGUUGUAAUAUGUUGACUGGCUUCUGUGAUGAGAAAGCAACAUGUGUGGACCAGACAUCUAUAGAAAGUUGUUCAAGAAGCACUGUCAGUGAAAGAUGCCCAGAUAUGAAAAAAUGGCGCUACUGGAACAAGCAUUGCUACUAUUUUUCAAGUAAACUUGGCAGAAAUUGGCAAGAGGCAAAUUCUUCUUGCAGUCGGUUUAGAGCAGCUGAACUUCUGUGGUUUGUCGAAGAAGAUGAUUUGAAGUGGAUAACAAUGUUUUUCAAAGACCCAAUAUGGUUAGGACUGCAAGACAUGGACCGUGAUGACAUCUGGACUUGGUCUCAUGGAGACACUGCAGCAAGUGCAUUGGCAUGGAUGAAUCUCCCCGUGGGGCGCAGGUGGCGAAGAUGUACUGAUAUGACAAACACAGGUGUUAUCAAUAAAAUUUCCUGUAAAAAAGAGAGAAGUUGGGUGUGCAAAAAACUAGCUGAACGAGACCUUGAUGUAUAUACAGGCUUUUGGGAUUCAGUAGUGAUAUCAGAAAAAAGAGCUUUAUCAGCAAAUUAUACUCACAAUGGAGCAAGGGAUGAGUGCAUUAAACAGGCAUCUGCAUGUCAUGGCUAUGGAUUAUGGCAAAAUGGCUAUUUCCUACUAAAUGGUCCUGUAUUAGUUGGUGGAGGCUUUGGUCCAAGCGUAACAUUUUUAAAAUCAGCCUGUGAUUAUGGAUAUUAUGGCUCAGAGUGUGAAUCUGGUUGCCCACGCUGUCAUUGGGACAAACCAUGCCAUCCCAUAACUGGAACAUGUGAAGGUCCUGUUGUUUGUGCUGCACCUCAGGAUGUGGGUAGAUGUUCUCUUGGUCUGUAUAAUUUAAAAUGCUCUCUUGGUCCUGGCUGGUGGUAUUGGCAAGGAAAAUGUUAUUUGAUAGAAAAAAACAGAAAAGUGACCUGGAAGGAUGCUCAGGAGCUAUGCAAACGUUUUAAAGAAACAAAGCUACUCCAGUUGGAAGAUCCUACAGAAAAGGCAUGGCUGAGACAGAUGAUAACUGAACAGAUGUGGAUAGGAAUGCAAUGGCAUUCACAGAAAAAAGAGUGGCAAUGGGGUGAUGGAACAGCAGUAAAUACUAAAGUUUAUUGGUUAACGAUUCAAGGACCUAAAGAUGAUAGCUGUGGCACGAUUCUCAAUAAUAUGUUAUACUUCAAAUCAGCAAAGUGCAACCAAAAAUUAUACUUUAUAUGUGAAAGAAAAGAAUAUGUGAACAUAUUCCAGGAGUACAAGGGCCACAUAAUACCACAAAGACAAAAGACUUUGCCCAAAUUGUUCUAUAUUUUGGGAUUAGCUCAAGAAGAUUGCAUUUUUGAGCGAACUACAUGUACUGGUGUAGUCUUUUCACAGGGGCAAUAUUAUAUGGUCAGUGGAAAGAAGGUAUUCAGAAGCCUCAAUGCAGAAGAUAGAUUGUAUUUGAAGUCAGUUUGUAAUCCUGGAUUUUAUGGCACAAAUUGUCAGUUCCAUUGUCAGCACUGUACCAAUAACCUUCCUUGCCAUGCUGUUACUGGAGAAUGUGUGGGCACUGGCCUAACAAAGUGUGGUUUAGAUUCUCCAGAUCCAAAGUGCAUUGAAGAAGUUUCCAUAGACCCAUGUCCAAAGAAGCCUAAGUGGUACUAUUAUUCAAAAUCAUGUUACUAUGUGGAAGAUUCAAAAAUUGACACAUGGGCCAAUGCCAGAAUUGCUUGUCAAGGAUAUAAAGGAACAGACCUAGUUAUAAUUACAAACAGCCAUGAAAAGGUAUGA
Sceloporus undulatus (fence lizard) is the source of this 4059-nucleotide messenger RNA. RefSeq lists its product as uncharacterized. The transcript is spliced from 27 exons. NCBI's taxonomy places the organism in Eukaryota, Metazoa, Chordata, Lepidosauria, Squamata, Phrynosomatidae. The record is from RefSeq and is a predicted model, not a curated record. The coding region runs from base 34 to 4059 and encodes 1341 amino acids.